UAAUCCCCCACACCACCCUUAACUUAGCCUUGUGAACUUCCUCCAUUUCUCAGACAACAAAUGUCUCAAAUCAAUGAAAAAUCACCUCAACACUGUGCCAAAAGAAAACUCAUAAACAUCAACAAGUAUCACAAGAGAUUACUCUAUACAUUCACCACUUUCAUCCUCUCAAUCUUCUUACUCAUACUUCUUGUAUGGUUUAUACUCCACCCCACCAAGCCAGAGUUCUCCCUCAAAGAAGCUGAUGUUUACAAACUCGCCCUCUCGGGAUAUCAUCUCCUCAAUUCAUCCAUUCAGAUCACACUUCUCUCGAACAACCCGAAUCAGAAAGUGGGUAUUUACUAUGAUGAAAUCGAAGUUUAUGCUUCCUACAAGGGCCAACAGAUAACUCUUGAUUCAUCUGUCCCUCCGUUUUACCAAGACCAUAAAGACAGCAAUCUUCUAUCUACGGUUUUAGUUGCAAAUGGGUUACCUGUGGAUUCAUCUUUCAGUUACGAAGUGGGUCGUGAUCAGAUGGCCGGAAGAUUGGUUUUAAAUCUCAAGGCAAAUGGACAACUCCGAUGGAAGGUUGGAACUUGGGUUUCCGGCAGGUAUCGGUUUAAUGUAAAUUGUCUUGCUGUUUUGUCUUUUGGUCCAUCUGUGCCUGCAGGUCCAUUGACUUCUAAGCAAGGGACUCGGUGUUCUACCACAGUUUGACCACCAAAUACCAUCAACUAAGGUGUUCCAUAAGCAUACAUAUAGCUUGGAUUUGAUUUCGGAAUGAUGGUUUUUCUUCAUUAAAUAUGUAAAUUUGUAGUUAAGCGAUUUCUUGGUUUCUACAUCUUAUCGUCUCUUCUUUUUCUCUCAACCUGAUAUAAUGAAAUAGUUUCUCUUUCAUAUAUAAUAGUGGAUUCUAGCUUUUG
Messenger RNA from Cynara cardunculus var. scolymus (artichoke), 902 nucleotides. RefSeq names its product NDR1/HIN1-like protein 26. The record is from RefSeq and is a predicted model, not a curated record. Gene Ontology annotation, biological process: defense response to other organism. The transcript has a single exon. Bases 61 to 696 code for a protein of 211 amino acids. Lineage: Eukaryota; Viridiplantae; Streptophyta; Magnoliopsida; Asterales; Asteraceae.